Molecule: messenger RNA, 893 nt
Organism: Drosophila serrata
Lineage: Eukaryota; Metazoa; Arthropoda; Insecta; Diptera; Drosophilidae
Gene: Glyat
Product: Glycine N-acyltransferase
Molecular function (GO): acyltransferase activity, transferring groups other than amino-acyl groups
Source: RefSeq, a predicted model, not a curated record
UAGUUUUUUCAAUGGGUUCCAAGUUAAUGGAAGUCUCUCGCGAUCAGUGGCCAGCACUGAGAGAUCUGUUUGCAGGAGAUCGAAAAAAUCUUUCGGGCUUCGACCUAAUAGAGUAUUUUGUAAACUACCAACCAGAAUCGAGUUACGAGUCAAUAAAGAUAUAUACAACUGAUAAGAAUUGGAUUACACAUGGCAACUAUAUGCUUAUUCACACUUUACUCAGCAAAAACUUUGUUUACUUCGAUACUGUCAAGGGAUGUCUGGAAGAUCUCAAGGGUUUAUUGUGUUCCUUGAAUUUAAAGGGGUUCCAUAUAAUUUGUGGGUAUGGAGAACGAUAUAAGACCCUUGUCGAGGAGUAUUGGCAAUAUUUGGGUAGAGAUCUAAGCGAAUUGGAGCAUCAGGGCACUAUAGUUUAUCACCUGCCAAGCUCUGAAGUACAAAAGUGGAAAGCCAGCUCGAGUACCUCACUUAAUGUGGGUUAUCUCAGUGCUAAGCAUGCCGACUUGGUGGAUCAGCAUUGGGCUUAUCGCUCCCCCGAUUCCCUGCCUCUGAUAAGAGGUCUGUUGGAGCACAAUGUCAGUGCUGGGGUCUUCGAUAGCCAAGGAGAGCCCUUGGCUUGGUGUCUUAGAUCUCCCCACGGUAGUCUAAGCCACUUGCACGUUUUAGCUGACCAUCGUCGUCAAGGACUUGGAUCCUUGGCUGUGCGUUUUAUGGCCAAGGAAAUUAUAGCCACAGGAUCUGAGGUUCUGGCCACAGUAGUCUUUGCUAACCAGAGCUCUCGCAGAAUGUUUGAGAAAUUAGGUUUUAAGCCCAUUAAUAAAAUAUAUUGGGCUGUAAUUGCUUAGAUUAAAUAUAUAAUCUUUUAUUAGUUUCAUUUACACACAAGAGCUCAU